AUGGGCAGGAGAAAGAUCGAGAUCAAGGCCAUCAAGGAUGACAGAAAUCGUUCUGUCACAUUUCUAAAGCGAAAAGGUGGCCUGUUCAAGAAGGCUCAUGAGCUCUCUGUGCUCUGCUCUGUCGAUGUCGCCGUCUUCAUCUUUGGGAGCAAUAAGAAGCUGUACGAAUAUUCUUCGGCGGACAUGCGUGAGCUCAUCACGAAAUACCAAUAUCACGGUGGUCCCAAUGAGCACAAAGGCCCGGCCGACUUCAACGGCGGCGCAGACGACGACGAGGAUGACGACGGCGAAGGCACUCCUCCCCACGUCCAUGAGGGCUCUGUAGAGCCACACAUGAUGCCUCCCCAAUACUCAGCUCAGCAUGUUCCGUUUCCGCAUCUGCGCGGUCAUACUCCCUCGGCUUCACCUCCCAUCAACGGCGCCCCGUUUGCUCCCCGCGGCCAUACUCCACAGCCGCCGCAAAUGGGCUCGAGACCUUCUUCGAGAAACGACUACCGUAGAGGACCUGGCAUGCCGCAACCAGUGGGCCCUCCGGGACCACAGCCAAACGGAUACGCUUACAUGCCGCAACCGCACAUUUACCAGCCCCCGAACCAGACGAUGCCCCCAAAUGUACAACAUUCCAUGCCGCCGCAGCCACAACCACAAUAUGCGUACCAGCCGCCCCCACACCCACAACAUCCUCAACACCCUCAAAUGCAGCCCUCGUACGUUGAAGACCAAAGGCGGGCGUCGGUACCUCCUCCGCAAAUGCAGCCCUACGUUGACGAGCAGAGACGGACUUCCGUACCUCCCCCGACCUAUCCGCCGCAAGCUCCUCCACCUCCGCCUGCUCAAACCCACCAGCGCAUGUCACCGCCGCAAUCGCACCCUUCGCAGCUCCCUCCGCAGCCAGUUCCUCAGAUGUCUCCUCCUCAACCUCAGCCUCAGCACUUGGAGGUCCCCCAGAUCCAUCGCCGACUGUCGCAGGAACCGCAGCCGCCGGCGCCCAUGGAGCCGAAGCCAGAGCCGAACUCUGAAAAGCCCCAUCAACCUUUCCUCGACACUGCGUCCGCCAUCAAGAAGAUGCCGCAGCGCAAGCAGCACAGCAUCUUCACCCCCAUUGAUGAGAACCGGUCAAUUCUAUCUCAGCAUUUGGCAUCCUUUGCUUCUGGUCUGAAGGAAGAAUCGGGUCCGAAUGGGAGCCGCGCACAGUCUGUAGAUGUUGGCUCUGUCUCGCGAACAAACGCGGAUUCAUCUCCGCCACUUUCGCAGAGGCACAAUAUUCCCAGCCUUGGUAGAAACUCGGUUCCCACCAUCCCAGAAACUUCUUUUACGCCGCCCUCGAGGUCCAACAGCCUGCGAGAUGGCGCACCUCGACCAAGACUGAGAGUUCAGAUUCCUGAUGAACAGUCGGAAGCCGGUAGCAACACGGCUGAAACUCUCACAACAACAUCGCCACGGAAUAUCUCGGAAUCGGCAGUUCAGCCCACCAGGCGGAACGGCAGUGAUUCUCAGCCGACUGGCGGUGUCGUGCUGCCGCCGCCGUCGCCAUCUGCCUCUGCGCUCCUAUCUGCCGGCGCAACCGGGCCGCCCAACCCGUUUGCUCGGCCCAUUUCUCAGUCGCAGCAGGGAGGUAAUAUGAACAUUGACACGCCUGUGUCUGCGUUGCCAUCUCGUUUCCUCAACACGGAGUUCCUGCCAAGUCCCAGCAGCUUCUACCCCGAAUGGAACUUUUCCAGAAACGACAGCAAUACCCUGCCAAGUCCACUCAACUUUGCUACUCCUGUCCACGGUACCGGGCCUUCGUUUUUGCGCGACGAGAACUCCAACAAACGAAAGAGCCCCGAGAUCAACACUGCUGGCCCGGCCUCGGACGGCCCAGACGAAAUCAAGAGAGUAAAGAUUGACACAUGA
This is a messenger RNA of Pestalotiopsis fici W106-1, 1896 nucleotides long. RefSeq lists its product as uncharacterized. Gene Ontology annotation, biological process: positive regulation of transcription by RNA polymerase II. The record is from RefSeq and is a predicted model, not a curated record. Lineage: Eukaryota; Fungi; Ascomycota; Sordariomycetes; Amphisphaeriales; Sporocadaceae. The transcript is spliced from 3 exons. Bases 1 to 1896 code for a protein of 631 amino acids. Gene Ontology annotation, molecular function: protein dimerization activity; DNA-binding transcription factor activity, RNA polymerase II-specific; RNA polymerase II cis-regulatory region sequence-specific DNA binding.